Molecule: messenger RNA, 1146 nt
Organism: Fusarium keratoplasticum
Lineage: Eukaryota; Fungi; Ascomycota; Sordariomycetes; Hypocreales; Nectriaceae
Product: PCI domain-containing protein
Exons: 3
Coding region: 1-1146 (381 amino acids)
Biological process (GO): ubiquitin-dependent protein catabolic process
Cellular component (GO): cytosol; nucleus; proteasome regulatory particle, lid subcomplex
Molecular function (GO): structural molecule activity
Source: RefSeq, a predicted model, not a curated record
AUGAGUGCCGACGCCAUCCCCGAUUUCCUCGCCGAGCAGCGCGAUGAAGCUCCCGAGGAGCUCCAGCCUCUCAUCCUCGACUUUGAGAACUACUGGGAGCGUAAGCUCUGGCACCAGCUCACCGAAGCCCUCGUCGAGUUCUUCAGCCAUCCCGGGAGCGCUCCCAAGCGGCUAGUCUUCUACAGAGUCUUCAUCCUUAAAUUUGCCGACAAGAUCAACCAGCUGAAGCUCGUGGAACUGGCGUUGAAGGCGGCGACAGAGUGCGAUGAGGAUGAGGAGCGUUUGGAAUUCCUGCAAUCGGUCGCCAAGAAGGUUGACAACGAGAACUCGCAAGAUGCAUAUGUUUUUGCCCUGGUUGCUGUCGCUCGGGCGAAGCUCGACCUUGAGGAGCUAGACAGCGCACGAAAGGAUCUCGACACCGCCGAGAGGAUACUAGACUCCUUCGAUUCCGUCGAGAACAUCGUCCAUGCCUCAUUUUACGACGCCAAUGCCACCUACUACCAGCUCAAGAUGGACUUCUCCAACUACUACCGCACUGCCCUCCUCUACCUUGCCUGCAUUGAUGUCGCCUCCCUCUCUCCCAAGGAGCGAUACAAGCGGGCCUACCACCUCAGCAUCGCCGCUCUGGUCUCUACCAGCAUCUACAACUUUGGAGAGCUGCUCCUCCAUCCCAUCCUCGAUGUUCUUGCCAAGAGCGAGCACGCCUGGAUGCGCGAGCUUCUUUUCGCUUUCAACCGCGGAGAUCUUGCGGCCUACGAGAGACUUUCUGAUCGUGUCGAGUCUAACAAGCUCCUGAGCAGCAACUCUACCCACCUCCGCCAGAAGAUCUACCUCUCUGCUCUCACCGAAGCUGUCUUCCGCCGCCCCCCUCAUGACCGAACCAUGACCUUUGCUACCAUCGCCCAGGAGACUAAGGUUCGACCACAGGAGAUUGAGCAUCUCAUCAUGAAGGCUCUGAGCCUGGGUCUGCUCCGGGGUACCAUCGACCAGGUCGAUGGCGUGGCACACAUUACCUGGGUUCAACCCAAGGUAUUGGAUAUGAAGCAGAUUGCCGCCAUGCGCCAGCGACUCCUGGACUGGGACUCGAGCGUCAACCAACUCGGCAACUGGAUCGAGUCAGCUGGCAAGGACGUGUGGGCUGCAUAG